Molecule: messenger RNA, 1266 nt
Organism: Plasmodium coatneyi
Lineage: Eukaryota; Apicomplexa; Aconoidasida; Haemosporida; Plasmodiidae
Exons: 1
Coding region: 1-1266 (421 amino acids)
Source: RefSeq, a predicted model, not a curated record
AUGAUAACCAUUUACAAGGAACACCUGAAAGGAAGCCACCACUUCAGCCGCGUAUUCGCGUACGUGCUUUUAAGCCUGCGUAAUAAGGAAAACUUCUUUAAAAAAAGAUCCAUCAGGGGAGAUCCUUUUUUUAGCAACUGGGAAAAAUCGCAUUACACGAACAAGAGGAAAGUAAGUGAGAAUAGAAAGAAGAGGAAGAGAAAAAACCUAGUCAUCCAUUUUUCCACCAGCCAAAUCAGCUACUUUUACUUUCACUACUUUGUGUAUAUAUUGUUGCCAAAACUGAGAUGUCUGUCCGACUGCGAAAAAAAGAACAUUCUGGACAACGUCUAUUUGGUCGAUCGCAGGAACACCGAUGAGAAUGUGAAGGGACAUAUAUACAACAAAGUUAAGCAGGGGGUAGGUAACAUUAUUUUUUCCGACCAUGUGCUAGCCAAAGAGGAAUAUGAUUACACACACACGUUGGGAUUAUUUUUAGAAAAUACCCUCUUCAUGGACAUACUUGAAAAUGCAAAGGUGAGAAAGGUAAAGCGGCAACACGUGCACUAUUCUAAGAGCAUAAACAGGAAGAACCUUUACUUGGACAGAAGUAGAAACCACUUUGCAUGUAGCAGCUGCUUGUAUGGGACAUACUUCUGGAGGAGUCGUCACCCCAGUAAGUACAACGUGGUGAGCAUACUGAAGAGAAAUGCAAACUUAAGUUCCUUUCAAAAAUGCAACGAGAUAAUCCAAGACAUAAACAAUAAUGUACACUGGGUUAACCAUCACUCUUUUUAUAAAUUUUACGAAACGGCAUAUGUCAGUUUUUUAAAUCAUCGUAUGAGCCUUUUGGAGAGUUUUGUUGAAAUGGUAAUAAGGAGGAAGGGAGAAGCUCCAGAAGGAGAAGUGAGACAGGAAAAAAGAAAAAAAAAAAAAAACCUCGCAUAUAUAUUCUUUAAGCAUAAGGAUUUCAUUUUAAACACUCGUCUAUUUCCAGACUUCGUCUGUAAGAAAGCUAUUUACAUCGACUUCGACCAUGCCGCUAAUUUGUACGUGAAAUAUUUACAGCUGUUAGAAAGGGUCAGAUCUUUUUCAGGCUGUCAACGGGAAGGUGGUUUAGCUGCACGUAAGGAUGAGAAUCCUGCAAACAAAUCUAGCGACACGAAAAAAAAGAGCCUUCUUCGGGAAAUGAAAAAAAAUCUGAACCUACAUGUGUGGAGUAGGAACCAGAAGGAGAGCUUCUACUCUGAUUUGGUCAAAAUGAAGUUUCGAAAGUUUUACAAUUAG